Molecule: messenger RNA, 960 nt
Organism: Botrytis byssoidea
Lineage: Eukaryota; Fungi; Ascomycota; Leotiomycetes; Helotiales; Sclerotiniaceae
Exons: 2
Coding region: 1-960 (319 amino acids)
Source: RefSeq, a predicted model, not a curated record
AUGGAUAUCGAAAAGGUUUCGUUUAGCUCAGCCAGUAGCAUUACUGAUGGCAAAGCAACUCCAGUUCCUGUUGUCGCUCGUCAAUCCCGGUUCAAGCGAUUAGUUUUACGCCUAUUUUCAAAUUCUCGAAGUGGUUCUGGCAAAAGAAAAUGUUUUGGUUUACAUAACAGUAGCUCGCCUCAAUUCCUUGCACAUACACUAAACACAUUGAAAGCCGUCCAAGAUCAGACAUCAGCGGCUACUCCUAGGGAUUUUUCCUUCCAGAUGUUCGAAAAUGAUUUGGUUCUUCCACAAUCGAGACCUUUCUUUGACAAAGCAUUUGGCAAAGGUUCAUUGAAGGACAGCAGUGCAUUUCCCGCUGCAGUCCUGCCCGAAUUCGGUAACAUCACUCUGGGGAUCUUUGUCGAGUGGACUUACGAUCGCGGCAUUAGAUUAAUGCAAUCUGACGACGACACUUCCGAUGAAGAAAAUUCUUCACGCGAGGCGAUUCGUGGAACUAUACAUUUGUUUAUGGAAAUUCUUUUCUUUGCCGACAGGUACUCUCUCGGUGAAUUCCAAGAUGAUUUCCUCGAACUGUUCAUCCAGUUAUUGAGAGACGAUAAUUCACCACUGAAUAUAUACCAUGUUCGCCGAUUUCACAGGCGAACAUCGCAAGAUUCGAAUAUCCGUGUCUUCUUGGUUGAUUGGGUUGCUUUCAUCAUCCAAGAAAUUGAUGCUUCAGGGAAAUUGAAGGGAAAAAGUUCAGCAUUGAACGGUGACCUUUCAUUAAACAAGAGAGAAACCCUGGUUGAGCUACUUCACUUGCUUGAAGGUGGCAAGAUUCGACCUCCACAUGGAAAGUUUCCUGACCCUCGGGAUGCCCCAAGUUGUAUUUAUCACCACCACAGCAGUGGACAAAAGUGCCGCCAAAGAGUUCUUGCUGGUUCUUUUAUGUCGAAGGAUUUCAAAGUAAAAGCAUGA